Syngnathus typhle (broad-nosed pipefish) is the source of this 4052-nucleotide messenger RNA. Its product is annotated as SRC kinase signaling inhibitor 1-like. The record is from RefSeq and is a predicted model, not a curated record. Gene Ontology annotation, biological process: regulation of dendritic spine morphogenesis. The transcript is spliced from 21 exons. Bases 355 to 3525 code for a protein of 1056 amino acids. NCBI's taxonomy places the organism in Eukaryota, Metazoa, Chordata, Actinopteri, Syngnathiformes, Syngnathidae. Gene Ontology annotation, cellular component: cytoplasm; actin cytoskeleton; postsynaptic density.
AGUGACGUCACCUCGGCGACGUGCGUCCUCUUUCCGUUUGACCACAUUUGGGAAUGCCUUUUUGGAAUUGACUUUAGUUCAAUAAAACAUUUUGCACCAAACAUGAUUGGCCAGCCUCAUGGCUUUCGAGCAAGUGAUCAGUGUGCGACGAAAGGCCAACAGGAAGCCAGUCCCGCCGAUGUCACCCACAAGCGCUGCCGCGAUGACAUGCCACCACUUUCGGCGGGAGCGUGCGCAGCUUCGCAGACGUGCCGGCUUCGCAGACGUGCCGGCUCGCUGGAGCGGCGGCGCCGCCAUCCGAGAUGGCCAGACCGUGACGACGAGCGCUGAAGAGGAGGAGGCGGCGCACUUGGAAUGGGGAACUCGUCUUUCCCAGGUCGAGAGAAGAGAAAGAAUCCCAUGAUCUCCGCCAGUGAUGCCGAAUUCCCGCCGGCCGGAUCUCGGGGGGGCCGGCGCUCCACCGCCUCCCCGUCAACGCCAUCCUCCUCGCCAAAGCGGGCUCGCGACGCGGUCGACGGCCCGGAGGCCCUACGCGGCGUCUGCCGGGAGGUGUCGGCGGGAGCCACAGCCGGAGGACGACAGCCGCAAGCUAACUACUGGAGCUUCAAGAGUCGGACACCGCGCCCUGGCGGCCCGAGCCCACCGCCGCCGCCGUCGGCAGCCAGCAGAGGCUCCUCGCCACCGUCCGCCGAGCACCGGGGCGCCAUGUCGGACAGCGAGCUUCCUGCCGCCUUUUGCCGCACAAGCAGACUGCGACAGAGUCUCCCGCUGGCCCGAUCCUCGGCCAGCCAGUCCAAGCCGCACGCGCCAGGCAUGCUGUUCCUGCAGCUGGGGGAGGAGACUCGGCGCGUACACCUGACGCACGAGCUGAGCAGCCUGGACACCCUGCGAGCGCUCAUCGUGCACAUGUUCCCUCAGCGGCUCAGCAUGGCCACGCUCAGGUCUCCCAGCACGGCUCUGCUCAUCAAGGACGAGAACCGCAAUGUCUUCUACGAGCUGGAGGACCCGCGGGACGUGCAAGACCGCUGCGUCAUCAAAAUCUACUGCAAGGAGCCCGUCUACGGGACCUACCCGGGCCAGCGCCACAACUCGCCCUUGCAGCUGGCCAACGGAGAGAUCAGGCCCCUCCAGCGCGAGAUGGUGUACACCCCCCAGGACUCGCCCCCCAGCCGACGCCUGGGUGGGGCGGCGCCGCCCAUGUCCACCUCACAGCAUCGCUCCGCCUCAUCCUCGCCGCCUCAGGCCUUGCGGACAAGGCUACUCUACGGCGGCGGCCGCCCCACCUCCUACGCCGGUCCGGCAGCCCACCAUCAUGGCGUGACGCUGGGCCACCACUCGCCCCACCUGCCGCCGCCCUCGGCGGCCUUUGGCACCUCCCCCAGCGCCAUCCUGGAGCGUCGCGAUGUGAAGCCGGACGACGAAGCGGGCGGGCACCGCGGCGUGAUGCUUUUGCGGGCCGACGAACGCGGAGGGGGCGGCAUCUAUAUGGCUCCCUAUUCCGUGGGCGGCGAGGCCCGCUUAGGGCUUACCGGGGCGCCGCCUUCGCCACUUACCGGCCGGAGUGACCCGUACGGCUCCUUGUACCGGCGAGGAGCGGGCGGGACGGUGUGUUCCCUGAUGGAUGGUGGGGGCGGCGGUGGCCUAUACAGGGCUGGUGGCGGCGCCCUUUACAACGACACCUACGCGCCGUCCAUGUUGAGCCUGCGAGUUGCGCCGCCCUCCUCGCCGCAGAAAAUUGCAGACGCGCGCGAGGCCUACGCCAGCACACUGCCCUCCCGCGGCUCCCCUGCCAGGGCCGAGCGCCGUCGCGACUCCGUGAUGUCAUCCGUGGGUGCCGACAGUCCCGGGGCUCGGGGGCUGACCUCAGAACAGCUGUGCCUAUUGGCGGCAGCAGCGGGAGGCGCCGGGGGCGAAGUCCGAGGAGAUGAGAGUGAGACCAGGGAGCGGAUGGAGGUGAUGGAGAAGCAGAUUGCCAGCCUGACAUGUCUGCUGCAGCGAGUCCUCAGCAGGGUGCCCCAAGACCACAGUCCGGAUAAAAUGGAGUCAGCCAGCGACGGCUCAGGCACAGAUCCUGGACCUGCUAAACAAAAGAAAGCCGUGACCCCGUCUGGCCCCCUGGCGCUGAUGCCGCCGCCGCUCCCGCCCGCCGACGCCGCCAGCCAGCCGCUGACUGUGUCCCGCUUGCAGAUGCAUCGCCACCUGCUGGGCCUGCAACAGAGCACCAAUGCGCUGCGGACGCAACUCUCGCAGCUGCGCAACAUGCAGCUGGAGAAUCAGGAUUGUGUGUUGGCGCUGCUGAGGAAGACAGAGGCAGAGCUUAAUGUGCUGAUGCAGGACGCUGCGCGUGCACAAGAGGAUCCCCUGCAGCGGCAGCGCCUUCUAGUGGAGGAGGAGCGCCUCAAGUAUCUCAACCAGGAGGAGACGCUCGUGCACAAGUUGCACGACCUGGAGCGGUGGGUGGAGGAGCUGCAGGAGAACAAGUCGAGCGCGGCCGGGCUCCCGGUGAGCCAGCGGGACCUCCGACAGAAAAUGCAGGAGCUCAAAAUGCUGGCCGACAAGCUGGGCAGCCUCAAGAGCCAGUUCCCGGGCCUGCAGAGCAAGAUGCGCGUGGUGCUGCGCGUGGAGGUGGAGGCGGUCAAGUUUCUGAAGGAGGAGCCUCAUCGUCUGGACGCGCUGCUGCAGCGCUGCAACAACGUCGGCGACACGCUGGGCGCGCUUCGGAGGCAGGCCAGCGAGAAGGAGCAGCAGGAAGAGGCGGGCGGCGGCGGCUCGUCGCAAACGAGCUCUGCCCUCAGCCUGACGGAGAGCGACGGGCGGACAGCGCUCUGCGCUGCCGAGCCUCCGCUCACCUUCCGAAGUCGCGCCGGAGCUGAGAAGAUUGUGAACGCGCACGUGUCAGCUGAUGUCACGCUGGCGGCGGAGCGCGACUGGGCCCAGAGGCGCGCCAGCCUGACGCAGUUCAGCGCUCAGGACAUCAACCGGCUGCUGGAGGAGACACAGGCCGAGCUCCUGAAGGCCAUUCCCGACCUGGACUUGGCUGCCAAGACCGUCACCAAACCGGCCGUGCCCCCCAAACCGCAGAUGGCCCCAGCUAGCGAUCUGCAGCCGCCGGGCAAGGUGCAGCUGGCGGCGCAGAAACUCAACAGCAUGGAAGCGGCGGCCACUUCCCAGCGAGGCUCAGUGGACGUGGGCGUGUCCCGGUGCCGCGCGGACAAACCAGCCAAGUCUCCGCCGCCGCCGCCUCGCCGGAGCUUCCCGUCGCCACUCGGCGCCGGCCGCGGCGCCGACGACGACGGCAAGAGCAGCAAGAUGGAGGACAACGAGGCGCCCGUGGCUCUGCUCAGGCCGAGGCGGGCCACCCCCUCGGACGCAGCCCGCCCCGCCUCCACGCCGCCCGGGGGCCUUGGAGACAAGCAGAAGGAGGUGCUGGGCGGUUCAACGGUGGCGGCUCGCCUCAAACAUUUGGAGUCCAAAGAGGAAGUGCGAGCCUUGGCGGGAGGCCAGCAGCAGGUAUUCCACUUCUAGGAGCCUGCCGCAAGAAGGAAGACGGUUGGCCUCCUUCCCCUCCUCCCCUUCUUUUGUGCAAUAAGCCACUUGCCGCCUGUACUUUGAAAAGCCGGCCGGCCGACAAGCGCCGUAAAAUUACUGAGCGAGGAAGGACCCGCAAGCGCAAAGGAUCCCCAUUGGCCAUUUACCCCUGGCUCGCUCACUUGUUUCCAAUCAUUUGCAUGACAAUUCAUUUGUGGUCACGCCACGUGGGCCAACACCAAGGAUCCCCCCCCCCCCCGAUUUAGUGUAGAACGUGUCCGUGUUGUGCUCCCCAGAAGAAGACAAAUGCCAUCUAUGUUUUCUACUUGUUUUCUAUUUUUAUACGCAUCGAGUGUGUCGAUUAUUUUGACGGCGGUGGACCGUGUCCCACCCCCCAUUUUUGAGCUGUUCCCCGCCCGGCAUGGCGUCCAUCUGUUGAGUCGAUCAUCUCAGUCGGUGGCAUGCAAAGUGUAGACAAAGUGCACGUGGACGACUUGUCAUCCUAAUGAAAAUGCAAAUGUGAA